AUGAGCAAGCGUUCCUUCGAGGAAUCCCGGGCCAGUCAGCCCCCCGAGAGCGAUAAUAAUGGCCUAAUGCCCAUCCACGAUCUGCUGUCGCCCAGCGACGAGCACGAUCCCACUCCGCCCUCCGGGUCGAGUAAGAAGCCCCGGAACUUCAUAGCCACAGUCGCAUGCGAGACAUGUCGUCUGAAGAAAACGCGAUGCGAUGAAUCCCGGCCCAAGUGCGGCCUGUGCAAGUCGCUGGGCCUGGAGUGUGUCUAUAAUGAACGAAAAUCGUCCAAACGGGACCAGUCUCUCACGAUGAUAAUGAGCACUCUGCAUCGGCUCGAGACCAAGCUGGAAAACAUCCCCUCAUCCAUCUUGGGCGACCUCCAGUCCUUGCGCGGCUCCAUGCGCCAGAGUAUAGACCACGGCCAUGAAGCACAGUCGUCCCCGGUCCAUCGUGACGAGGGUUACCGGAGCUUAGGGAUGCCGACCUCGGCCACCCCGGGCUUCACACCCGCUGCGCCGGAGGGAGACGAGUUCGAUUGGGAGGAGAAUCAAUCGACCCCCGAUGCAUCUGGUCGGAUCUCGAUCUCCUUCAGUCAACACGGAGUCAUCUUGUGGCCUGGAGCGCGGCAGAUCCUUCCGACGCAGUUGCUGACGGCCCAUGAACUGCUGGGCAAAAAUUAUGUCGUCGAGCUGGAAUCGACGCGCGCUGCCCUGCCGAUGUUCACCAGCCCCUUUCCCUUACACGCAAAUGACCAUUGGCUAGAAGUCUUGCCAUUGGCUAUGAUCAAAGGUCUUGCCGAUGCUUUCUUCAGUGUGUUUAACCCUUUUACUCCGAUCAUGGACAAGACUUUCUUCUUCUCGUUUACGCUGGGUUCCGCCAUCGAGAGUGGCUUUGGCUAUACGAUGGAAAGCUGCCUCGUCCUGAACGUUCUGGCGCUAGGAUGCCUGGCUGUUUUGGCUCAUCAGGAAGGGAAUUACCCGCUCCCAGGGACCCAGAGCCAUCGCUUCGAGCCUCCGGAGUGGAUGAAUGUGGUGUAUGAAGAGCAGCCGGGCCUGCGAUUCUUCAACGAGGCUCGACGGCGCAUUGGAUUUUUGAUGUGUGACAACAACAUCCAAAGCUGCCAGUUCUAUCUGCUUUCUUCGGUCUAUUAUAGCCAGAUUCUCCGUCCCAUGGAUGCCUGGGCAAUGAUUCAUCGAGCGGCAACCUGUUGUCUGUCGAUGCUAACCAACCACGACGUAAACUUCGACGAGUGGGAAGGCGAUAUGAAAUCUCGUGUAUACUGGAACUGCCUGAUGAACGAAACCAUCCUCGUCCAAGAACUACAUCUUCCCCCCAGCGGACUCUCACGCCUCGAAGAAAAAGUCCCCAUCCCCAAGUUCAUCGGCUUUGAAACCACUGGCUACGUGUCUACCAGAUACCCUUCAUCCACCGUCGUCGACGAUUCCUACUUCCAGUAUCACUUCCUCGCCCAAGUCGCGCACCGUAUCAUCCUGACUCGGAUCCGCCAUUCUCUCUACUUCUACUCCGAUUCUGGCAGCAUCCCCGUCCCUGCCGUCAACGCCGAACUGCACCACCAACUCGAGCAAUGGCGCACCAACCUGCCAACCGCCAUCCAAUUCACCGACGCGCAACUUCUCCCUUCGCACGCCACCCCGACCAGCCACUCCAUCCACCAGCCCUCGCCCAGCUCUGCGGCAUCGCCCAUCCCGUCCCCCCGCCCAAUCGACCCAGCCCACCCCGUCUCCCCCGCCGUCGCCGUAACAGACGCCAUGCUUCGUGGCCGCUACAUGAUCGCCCGCUUCCACAUCGGCCGCCCCUAUCUUUACAAAGCGCUCCGAAUCCCCGCCCUCCUCACGGACGACGACCUGGAGCAGAUCAAAAGUGGCUUGCAAAACGCCAUGGACUGGCCCAUCACGCAGGGUAUCUUCCGCAAGAUGAAGAGCUGCAUCCCGAUCAAGUUCGCUUUCUGUUCCCAAUUCUUCGGCCAGGUCCUUAUCUUCUACUGUAUCGCGCACUCGCCGAGCGCGCGCGUGCGUGAGACGCUGCCGGCGGGCUGGGAGCGCUGGAACGAGGAGAUGAUGCGGUUUCUGGAGGACUGUGCACGGCAGAGUCCGGCCGUGGCGCAGGAUCUGGACCUGCUGCGGUCGUUGUGGCCUGGGACUUGA
This is a messenger RNA of Penicillium macrosclerotiorum, 2151 nucleotides long. RefSeq lists its product as uncharacterized. The record is from RefSeq and is a predicted model, not a curated record. Gene Ontology annotation, biological process: regulation of DNA-templated transcription; DNA-templated transcription. The transcript has 7 exons. The coding region runs from base 1 to 2151 and encodes 716 amino acids. Gene Ontology annotation, molecular function: zinc ion binding; DNA binding; DNA-binding transcription factor activity, RNA polymerase II-specific. NCBI's taxonomy places the organism in Eukaryota, Fungi, Ascomycota, Eurotiomycetes, Eurotiales, Aspergillaceae.